CAAGUACGUUGCAAAUCCCAGCACUGCGACGCGCCUGCGGCCGCGCUGGACGUGGAGCGUCGGACGCAGGCAACGGCCGCUGCCCUGGGCGCUCGCGCGGUGGCCGAGGCGAUGGCCGCGGCCAGCCUCAGGCAGCCGCGAGCGCGCGCCGCUCCGACCUCGGCGCGGCCCUUCGUGCCCGACACGCUCGUCGAGCAGUUCGGAGCGCGGAUGGUGGUGCGCAUCGGCGAGGGCUCGGAGGACGUCGAGGAGGCAG
Messenger RNA from Prorocentrum cordatum, 256 nucleotides. Lineage: Eukaryota; Dinophyceae; Prorocentrales; Prorocentraceae. The record is from the annotation of a GenBank genome assembly.